Penicillium odoratum is the source of this 4890-nucleotide messenger RNA. RefSeq names its product BTB domain and ankyrin repeat protein. Lineage: Eukaryota; Fungi; Ascomycota; Eurotiomycetes; Eurotiales; Aspergillaceae. The transcript is spliced from 3 exons. The record is from RefSeq and is a predicted model, not a curated record. The coding region runs from base 1 to 4890 and encodes 1629 amino acids. Gene Ontology annotation, molecular function: protein binding.
AUGAGUAGCAAAAUUUGGGAGUUUUUCAUUCAAGAUGAUGUGGAGAGCUUUCAGCGGUUCCUCGCAAACGCAACGUUCGCGGGGCCGCGAGCUACAGGAUCCGGAGGCGCUUCCAUAGUUGCAACACCAGCCAAUCUGUCAUAUAAAGCUGGAAGCCCCGGGUCGAUAAUUCCCUCGUCCCCUAAUCCUCCAAAGCAAAAGAAGAACGCUGGCCCUUCAACCGGAACAUCGACACCCGAGCGGCCGGGCUUUCAGCGAGGAAACACGGUUUUGUCGCGCGCGGAUGUCAACGCUCGUGACCACUAUGGCAGGACUCUGUUACAUCACAUAGCUUCAUCGCCAAAGUCCACCUCCGCCAAGUUCGCUCGUGCGCUGCUUGAAAUUCCAUUUCUUGAUAUCUACGCGCAGGACUGGGAGAAUGGAUGGACGGCACUUCAUCGCGCUCUUUAUGCGGGCAAUGCUACAAUUGCCUUGGCGCUGAUGGAACGGGAUCAGCGUGAUGCAAAUGAUUUUAGCAAAGUGGAAAAAUCAGGACAGAUUGGAAGCUUGAUCAAAAUAAAGGAUCGGGAAGGUUACAGCCCGUUCGAUGUAUAUGGGGCGACCAUUACAUCUCGCGAUAUCAAACGAAUGACCUCGAGUCCAUGGAAAAACGAGUCUGCAUCUGAUCACGCCGGAGACGACGAUAGUAAUUCCAGCUUGGGGUCCAAUGAUGACGAUAAUGGCGAAGAUGAUGCCUACGUUUCUCGAAUUUCAUUGAAGUCCACGACGGAUUUCUCUGCCGAUGAAGUCUUUACACUCGGCAGCAACAAAAACUUAAAUCUUGGGCUUGGGGAUCAGGACGACCGUCAGUUUCCUGAGCGAGUCACACUGAAACGCCCCGAACAUCUUUUGGACCGAUUCUACCGGGAAUAUCAGGAGGAGAUGGGGAUUGGCCUUGAAGGCAAUGCGGACCCUGUUUUCUCAAAUGACUUGCCAACGCUUAUCAGAAACAAGCCGAUGAAAAUUCAGAACACCGUCAUGUCCAAGCUACAUACUGCAAUCAUCACAGACGACCCCGAAGCCAAUCUGUUCAUUUGUGGAUUCGGGCCGGGCGGUCGCUUGGGGACUGGUGAUGAAACAACAAGAUUCACAUUUUCGUGCAUCGAGACUGGUGGGCUGGCAGGAAAGAAGGUCAUGUCGGUUGCUCUCGGCCAAGACCAUACUCUGGCUAUCACCGAGUACGGCGAGAUCUUUAGCUGGGGAAGUAACAAGUUUAGUCAGCUAGGAUACGGCCUACCCAGAACCAACAACAAGAACGAUGUUCCGAUCCAAACGACGCCUCGCCAGAUUUUCAACCCGUUCAAGAAGGAAACAAUCAUUGGCGCAGCCGCAUCUUCGAUUCACUCGGUGGUCUUCAGCAACUCCGGACUCUAUACGUUUGGCAAAAACGAGGGCCAACUCGGAUUAGUGGAUUCGGAUGCGCGAUCUCUUGAAAUUCAAACGACCCCUCGGCGAGUUGGUGCGUCGCUUUUCAAUUCCCCGAUUCAGAUGGUAUCUGCCAUUGAUCAGGCCACUGCCGUACUUUUGCAAAAUCACGAUGUUUGGGUGUUUUCGCAAUAUGGGUACUCGAAGUUAUCGUUCCCACUGGAGGCUACUUCGAGGUUUAUCCGUGACAGCUUUAUGGCGACGAGAUACGACGCCUCGGUGAAUCACAUAAUCAAGCUUACAAGUGGUGGAAACACUAUCUGCGCGCUUUCUAGCUCCGGUGAUGUCUUUACUGUUCAAGUUAACAAGCCUGAGAAUCCAUCAAUACCGACUUCGACAACAAAUCCCGUCAAAAUUCGCAACUCUUUGGCCCCACCCGUAAGAGCUUGGUCUGCCAAACAGUCACAUAUGGCUGCUAGCGAUGUGGAUGUGGGUCAAGACGGAUCCAUAAUUAUUUGCACUACAUCGGGAUCUGCCUGGAGAAAAGAGAAACGGACCAAGAAGAAGGAAGGGGCCUUUAAAGACUACAAAUUCGCCCGCAUACCGGGUUUGUCAAGGGCAGUGGCUGUGCGCAGCAAUGCCUUUGGGGCUUAUGCUGUUGCGCAACGCGAUUACAACGUGACCAAAGAACAGGUCCACAUCGCUAAAAGCACCUUUGUGGAUGACCUCUUACCCCUCUCGCCAUUUGGGCUUCCUGCUCCAGACGAUGUAGAGACAAUGUUCGAUGUAGCCGACUGGGUUGAGACGGGGGAGUUGUCUUGUGCAGUAGCUAUCAAAAGGGCCAUCUUAUCAUCUGCGGAUAUGGAGUCCCAAUAUCUCUCCAUGCGCACCGAGGGGACAGUUUGGAUCACUAGCUCGCUGUCCGAUGCACGGAUUCCAGUGCAUGAGUUCUUGCUGAAGGGUCGCAGCCCGAUCCUGAGGAAGGCGCUCCAGGAAUUUCGGGCGUCAUAUUACUCCUCCGUUCCUGAUGUCCUGGAUGUCGAGUACGGAAAAGACGGCCACAUGCAAAUUCAACUCCAUGGAGUUGAUUUUCUCUCUGUUUUGAAUCUUGCUUUCUUUCUUUACACAGACAACGUCCUCGAUGUUUGGCAUAAAGCGAAGGUUUCACCUGAAGCUGCCAUCCGCUAUCGUCAAGUACGCUCAGAGGUAAUGCGGAUUGCUCUUCAGCUUGGCCUUCCUACACUUGAACGUGCCGCAAGAAUAAUGCUAGACCCCGAGCCAAGCUUGCGGCAGGAUAUGGCUCUUGCCAUCAACGAGAGUUCAUUCUUUGAUGAUGCCGAUGUAGUGGUUCAGCUUAAUAACGGCGACACUGUUAAGGUCCAUAGUCAGGUGAUGUGUCAGAGGUGUCCAUUCUUUGAUGCACUAUUUCAUGGCCAUUCUGGUGGCCGAUGGAUUGCUUCGCGGAAGGCGGACCGCUCGGGGCCCGUUCAUGUUGACCUCAAACAUAUUGACCGGUCGACCUUUCUAUUUGUUCUACGGUACAUGUAUGCAGAUACUGAGGAGCAGUUGUUCCAUGAAGUGCGAACCAAGACUCUCGAUGAUCUUAUCGACUUACUUCUCGAUGUGACCUACGUGGCGAAUGAGUUGAUGAUUGACAGACUAUCGCAAAUUUGUCAAAAGAUGCUUGGUCAAUUUGUCAACACACGCAACAUCACGUAUCUUCUCAACUCAGUAGCUCCUAUCUAUAAGAGGGAGUUCAAAAAGGCAGCUCUUGAACAUGUCUGUCUUGACCUUGAGACCAUGCUUACGAAUAGAUAUCUCGAUGGCCUUGAUGAUGAUCUCCUCACUGAACUCGACAAAAUCUGUCAAGAGAACCAGCUAGCUUGCUAUCCCAUCUCUCGUGGACGCAACACAGAAGCAUAUGUGUUCGAGAAAUACCCAGAGAUUGUCAGCUCGAUCAAAUUGGACCAGCAGCGACGAAUUGACGCGAUGGCGUUGCAAUCCCGCCUUAGCCAAGUCGAGUCUUAUGAUGUUCGAUCUCGAGGCAAUGAAAAAUCCAAUGCACCGCUGUCUACUCGCAAAUCAAGGGCUUCUAGAGAGGUCACAAGUCCUAUCACUAGCCCAAUGCUGAAGCCGCAACAGUCAACGGGAGACCUAAUGUUCCAGAUGGAUGAUGAGGCUGCUUUGUCCCCAUCCGCUGGUAAGGGCAAAGCAGCCAUGCGUGGAAUGAGAUUCAGUGACGAAGGGGGCCGGUCUUACCCCAAUUCCCCGGCAUUGGGGGCAAGCGCUCCGGAAGAUGAGUCGCUGGGAGACCGAAGCUUCUUGGAUCAACAAAUGUCUUCUUCGCGUGGUCCAUCGCUUGCCGACUCCCCAACUGAAUCUCGAGCAAUUGCCAUGCACCAAAAGCGAGCAUUGGCAUCGCCGCCUAACGCCUCUACAGCACCGUGGAGCUCUCCUGUUAUUUCAGAUAGCAAAAGAGAUCUCCAAGACAUUAUGGGCGAGGCAUCACAGUCUCGGGUGUCGAAUCUCACACUUGGCAUGACAGAUAGGAGAGAAAGCAGCGGAAACUUCACGCCGAAGAUAUCUCAGAAGGAACGGAAGAAGAUGCAGCAGCAACAAAUGCAGGAAAAACUGGCGGCUCAGCAAAAGGCCAAGGAUGCUCCAUCGAAUCCAUGGCAGUUGCCGACACCAAUUUCUUCGAGCAUACCAAGCAAGUCUGACCCCCUGCCAGGCCAGGCCAGUACAUCGGCGCCUGGGCUUGUCAAGACGCCCCAAAAGCCCUCCAUGACUCUCCGGCAAACUGUUGCUGGUACACCACCUCGGUCCCAGCCAAUGGCUACUCCGACCCAGACACAGAGUCGUAAAUUGUCAGCCAAUAUCCCACAAUCCCCUUUCUCAAAUUCUUCACCCUCCGGUCCUUCCACUCCAUCACAUCAAGCCAUGCACAAACCAUCACCUCAACCUAGCAUCCAAUCCAUCCGCCACAUCCCACGCGCGGAUGUCAAUCAUCGCUCCCCAUCUUACGGGUCAUUCUCUAUAGCAGCUAUCCUGGAGCAACAGCAGGCCGAAAAAGACGAGAUUCGGGAAGCAGCUACAGCUAAGCACAACAUACAAGAUAUCCAGGCUGAGCAACAGUUCCAGCAGUGGUGGGAUCAAGAAAGCAAGCGUGUGCAAGGUCUUCUUGAGCCCGAACCCCAGCAGGGCGGCAAAGCUGGUCGUGGCGGUAGAAUUUCCGGUGCAUCUGGAAGCUCACGGAAGCGUCGUGGAAAGGGCAAAAAUCCUGAUGCUACCGACUCUCGGAGUCAGAAGCAGCAACCUACUUCUCCUGCUUCGGGUCAGGCUGCACCUAAAAAUAAUCUAAAUGGCCCUGCCUCGCCAGCACCUCAGUCAAAUGGAACUGGACAUCACGUUGCUACUGGCGGACAGGGCAAAAAUGCUCGCCGUGGAGGCCACGCAAACCGGAGUAAAGGACGGGAUCGUGGAUAG